Ostertagia ostertagi is the source of this 705-nucleotide messenger RNA. The record is from the annotation of a GenBank genome assembly. Lineage: Eukaryota; Metazoa; Nematoda; Chromadorea; Rhabditida; Trichostrongylidae.
AUGACAUCAGUAAAACACGUGCACAAGAAAUAUGUCUCUAAGCCUGCAACCUGCUCCGACUGGAAGAAUAUCUAUGUCGUCAGUGUGUUCGCGUUCGUUGAUGCGCUGCAGUUCGCAUUUUUCGUAUGGACCUUCUGGCCUUAUUGUCAACAGCUUGAUCCCACCUUGUCCGCCUCGUUCAUUGGUCUCAUCAUGGCCGUCUCGGGAUUGGGAGAAGCCGUUGCGGCCCCGAUUUUUGCAGCUCAAAUGCUGUUCACAUGGAUCGGUGGAGAAGGAGUGGAUGUCGGUUUCAUGCGAAUUUCCAUGUACACAGCACCGGCCAUACUCGCCAUUGUGAUCAAUAUCGCUUGUGUCAUCUUCCUUGUUUUCUGUUUGGAAGAUGGAUUGGAUCGUUACAAUGGUUCUGACUCGGACAACGUUUCCACGUACAGUAUCGCAGCCGCCAGUGACUCUGAUCUUGAGAGAAACGCGGUGAAGACAGUACGAAUGGAUGUACUGGCUGUAGUUGUGUGUAUGUGGACAAGAGCAGCACGCAUGCUGAUCACAGCCAAUGUGGAGAGUAUCGGUUCACCAUUCUCCGAGGUGAUGUUCGGUCUGGACAACGAGCAAGUUCUGAACUACAACUCCAUGAUGCAGGGAGCCGUCGGCGUCCUCACCACCAUGAUGUUCAUUGUUUACGCCUUCACUGACUAUUCGAAAUGGUAA